This is a messenger RNA of Leucoraja erinaceus (little skate), 6954 nucleotides long. RefSeq names its product MIB E3 ubiquitin protein ligase 2 (gene mib2). The record is from RefSeq and is a predicted model, not a curated record. The transcript has 19 exons. Gene Ontology annotation, cellular component: cytoplasm. NCBI's taxonomy places the organism in Eukaryota, Metazoa, Chordata, Chondrichthyes, Rajiformes, Rajidae. Bases 1081 to 3804 code for a protein of 907 amino acids. Gene Ontology annotation, molecular function: zinc ion binding; protein binding; ubiquitin-protein transferase activity. Gene Ontology annotation, biological process: protein ubiquitination.
AUUUGAAUUGUUUGCUCAAAUCCAAUGCAGGAACAAUAAUACUUGAAAUUCCUUUAUAAUUAUAUUAUCAAAUUCAUAUACAGUUGGACUACUAUCCGUAACGUUACAAACAUUAAACGUUACAUAUAACUAAAUCAUCAAGAGCAGAAAUAAACGGUCACCCAAACUCUGUUUGGUCCGUAAGAGUGACCCUCACUUUAUCUCUCGUAUCUGCCUUACUCUCUUCUCUGUCUUCGGCCCCUGACAAUGCCCAUGCAGCUCGUUGCGGUGAAUUCCCAGGCAACUACAUUGAUAGACAAAUGCUGGAGUAACUCAGGCAGGCCAGACAGCAUCUCUGGGGGGGAAAAAUGAAUAGGUGACCCUUCUUCAGACGGCUUUGCACUCCACCACUGUUGCUACAUCUUUUAUCUCUUUGUCCCUGACUGAGAUGUAAUUGCCACAUGUUUGUGGGAACCCCCCCUUUUGUUUCCAUCUUCCCCGCCUGACAGUAUCUCUGACUCUCCCCGCCGCCCCCUUGAUGCUGCCUCAUUUGCUUCUCUUACUUUUCAUACAAAAAUUGCUGGACAAAUUGAUUAAUCCGAGUUGUUUUCUGGCGAAUCCAGAGAAAUCCGUGGUGAGAGCGUUAACCGUGCCCAGUCCUGGGAGGAGGGUGAGAUGUGAAGAGACGAUGGGCGAAGGCGUGCAGAGGUUCCGUGUCCCGGCGCCGGCGGAACCUUUCACCGUGACGCGCAUCUGAAACCGGCCGGCGCUCCGUCCGGUUAACGCUUCCCCCGACAACAGCCACCCCGGAACGCGGCGCGGGAUGACGGGUGACAGUCCGUAGCAUCAAUAAUUACGCUGGUUCCUUCUCACUGACCGCUGAAGGACUGAAUCCAGUUGUCCCCGUUGAACAUUGUACCUGUGUUUAAUUACCACAGGUAUCCUUUACGUAACUCACUGGAAUAAUGGAUAUUUGUUCUAUCUGUUACUUCUUCACAAAGCAAUAUAUGGUGUUCUAGGCAGUUGGAGACAUCUGUCGCUAGACGCCAUUGCAUCAGUUGAUUAAUAAGCCAUUGAGUCACCGAUCACACGUCGUACACGAUGGAAAUGGGCAUGCGGAUUGUACGUGGUGUGGAUUGGAUCUGGGGAAACCAGGACGAUGGAGAAGGACAUGUUGGUACCGUGGUAGAGAUUGGUCGCCAAGGCAGCACCACAACACCAGAUAAAACCGUGGUGGUGCAGUGGGAUUGUGGUACUAGAACAAACUAUCGCACUGGUUACCAAGGAGCUUAUGACCUGCUACUCUACGACAAUGCACAGAUUGGUGUACGUCACCCCAACAUAAUCUGCGACUUUUGCAAGAAGCAUGGGAUCAUGGGGAUGCGGUGGAAAUGUAAAGUGUGCUUUGACUAUGACUUGUGUACACAGUGCUACAUGAUCAACAAACAUGAUCUUACACACUCGUUUGAGCGCCACGAAACUGCACAUUCUCAACCUGUUGCUGUUGGUCCACGGCAGAACCUGCCCAGAAUUGUACUCAAGGGAAUCUUUCAGGGUGGUAAAGUUGUUCGAGGACCAGAUUGGGACUGGGGCAAUCAAGAUGGCGGGGAAGGCAAAAUUGGGAAGGUAAUGGAUAUCCGUGGCUGGGACACUGAGUCAGGACGAAGUGUUUCAAGCGUCGCCUGGUCAAACGGGACAACCAACGUCUACCGAAUGGGUCACAAAGGAAAGGUGGACUUAAAGUACGUCACAGAUGCUGCUGGAGGUUACUACUACAAAGACCAUUUGCCAAAGCUUGGUGAGCAUGCAGAGCUGCCCCGGCAGGAGAGUGCAGGCGGCCACACGUUCCAGCACCUGGACAAGGUGAAAUGCCUCCUGGAGGUGGACAUCCUGCGGCAGAUGCAGGAGGGACAUGGAGGGUGGAAUCCUAAAAUGGCUGAGUACAUUAGUCGAGCGGGCACUGUGCACAGAAUAACUGACCGAGGAGAUGUGAGGGUGCAGUACAGCAAUAAUAUUCGCUGGACCUUCCACCCUGGAGCCCUUACUAAGACACUGGGGCAGGUUGGGAAGGUGCUAAAGGUUUAUGCUGAUGGAGACUUGCGUGUGGGCGUUGGGGGCCAAACGUGGACCUUUAACCCUGCCUGCGUAACGGCAGCACAGCCCGGCGAACUGGACGCAAACCUCAUGACAACAGACAACACCAAUGAUUCAGCAAGCACAGUCACAUCUGUCCUAGAAAAACUUCUGUCACAAUCAACUGACCAGGAUAAUCCUGGGCGGAUUGUAAUCGAAGCAGCUCAUGGGAAUGCCACAAAGGUUCGGGACUUGGUGCAGAAGUAUCCAGAGAAGGUCGACAUUAAGAAUCAGGGCAAGACUGCCCUGCAAGUGGCUGCUCAUCAAGGACAUCUCGAGGUGGUGACUAUUCUCCUGCAGGCAAACGCAAAGCUUGAGAUUCACGAUGAGGAUGGUGACACAGCACUACAUUAUGCAUCAUUUGGAAACCAGCCUGAGGUGGCCAGACUACUGCUCAGCAAGGGCGCCAAUGUCAAUCUGCUGAAUGGUUCAACGUGUUCUGCGCUGCAUAUCGCAGUAAACAAGGGCUUCACGGAUGUGGUGCGUGCACUUUGCGAAUACAACUGCAAUGUUAAUCUGCAGGAUUCGUAUGGUGAUACUCCUUUGCACGAUGGAAUUGCUAAAGAUUACAGGGACAUCAUUACCAUCCUGACUGACGUGCCAAACAUUGACUUCACUCAGCAGAAUAACCGUGGCUUCAACUCGCUACACCAUGCAGCCUUAAAAGGCAAUAAAUUAGCCACUGAGAAGAUUCUGGCCAGAGCUCGUCAGCUGGUGGAUGUCAAGAAGGAGGAUGGCUUUGCAGCUCUCCACCUCGCUGCCCUCAACAACCACAGAGACGUAGCUGAAGUGCUGAUUAAAGAGGGUCGGUGUGAGAUUAAUGUGCGGAACAAUCGGAACCAGAAUCCCCUGCAGCUCUCGGUCACCCAGGGUCACACUGGCAUGGUCCAGCUUCUGGUGGCUGAAGGAUGCAACGUGAAUGCAGAGGACGAGGACGGCGACACCGCACUGCACGUGGCCCUGUGUCGGCAACAGCUGGCAACCCGCUCGGCAGUCAGGGAGGGAGAAGCUAGCUCCUUGUUUGCAAAUUUACAGACUUCAGGGUUACUGGGAUCUGGUGAGCUGAAUGUGGGUACUGCCAUCGCCUGCUUCCUGGCCCAGGAUGGAGCAGAUAUCAACUACGCAAACCACAAGGGCAAAACACCCCUCGAUCUGGUCUCAGAAGGCAGGACAGUACAGUUGGUCAAAAGUUUUGCAGAAAAAUUCAGGGGAUCUCAGCUGCAGCCAACUGGGCCAACAGUUCUGCGGCGAGUCCACACUACUCCAAAUACUAUGACAAAUCUUCUAUUGCCGCUUGCUGCGGGCCCUGCUGAAUGCUUGGUGUGUUCGGAGCUGGCCUUCCUAGUCCUCUUCUCACCUUGCCAGCAUACUGUAGUAUGCGAAGAGUGUUCUGUGAGAAUGAAGAAGUGCAUCAAAUGCCAAGUGACCAUAUCAAAGAAAAUGAGACAUGAUAACACGGAAGUUGAAAGCAGCUCGAGCGGUGAACCCCCGGACCAGAGGAAGCUGCUGGAGCAACUACAGUCUCGAUACCGACAGAUGGAGGAGAGGAUCACCUGCCCAAUCUGUAUUGACUGUCAGAUCAAACUGGUGUUCCAGUGUGGCCAUGGAUCGUGCCUGGAGUGCAGCAUUACUCUGAAAGCAUGUCCAAUCUGUCGCCAGAACAUUCGAGAGCGGAUACAGAUUUUUGUUUGAUGCAUGACAAGUCUUCUUAUCUCUGAUUCUCUUCUUUCUGAACAUCCUUUGUCCUGGACAUUCUGUGUGAUAUGCGUGUUUGUCUUUAUAGCCGACUUCACUUUUAAUCCUUCUCAACGUCAUUAGAACACACCUGUUUGACGUUUGUACUUGCUGUUUCCUCAGCCUUUCUGAUAGCGCGAUGCCCUCUGUGUUCAACCAGUGGAUGAGAUGUUACCAAGGAACACAGUUGUAGAGCACAGCUGUACAUAACAUGAAGCAAGUUUAUUAUUCUGCUGCGUGGCGCCUCUCGAAAUAUUUGCAAAUGCUUGAAAAGUGCACAGAGAUGCGGCAUAAAAACCUUCCUGAUAUGUAUAUUAAAACAAUGUAAUAUAAUCCAUAAUCUAACAACUGUGGUUUAUGGUCAAUGUAUAUAUUUAAAAGUUCUAGGAAUAUAAAAUGCACUUCAGCAGUUGUGCAGAUGUGGCAGCGAGCAGCGUUGGCCCUUCUCAUUCACAGCUCUGCUCAGCAACAAACCACAAUCUCCACCAGGUAGUCAUGACUCAAAAUAACAAAACUGUUAAUUAUCUGCAAACUUUAUUUAAAGACUAUCCUCCUCCUGUAUUUGUAACACCUCGUCUAUCAUUUUAAUGUGAAUUGAACAGUUUUACUUUGAAUAUUGUCUGGAAGACGUGGUAAAAUGUCGAGAAGAAUUGUGGUUGAUGAAAAGAAAGAGGGUGACCUGUUAAUUCAAUAUUUAAUUACAGAGCUUUUGAUGUAAGUGUUACCCUUUUGGUCACGAAUGUAAGUUAUUCUGAUAAAAUCAUAAUCAAGCAAUUUGAUUUGAUCCUCUAGAUCAACUUGGGUAAGGAUACUGGUAUGAAAAUUUACAUGGAAGAUAACAAGAAUUAGUGCUUGUUUUAAUCCUAAUAUUAAUCCUAUUUUUAUUUGUACUUUCUAUUGUAGGAUGUUUUUAUAUUUAAAUAUUCCAUGGAAAUAAAAGCUAUGAAAUAAUUUGGAAAGCCACAGUUGUCUCAGGUGUUCUCGGCCGUGGCCUUUGAGUUGGACAAAUUGUAUUCAGGGCGCAAACAUGUUAAGUCUGGUUCAGGAUUGAGUUUCUGCCUCUUGAUGGCCACAGAUCUUUGCUUUACAAGAGUGCUGGUGGUCCUGAGUGAAAACGAAGAAAGCCGGAAAAUCUCAGCAAGGCAGGCAGCAUUUUGGAUAGAGGACUGGCUAACGUUUCAGGUCGAAAAGCCUUGGUCCGAACCGAGAAAGAGAGAGCAGGUUAGUUGCGCAGGUUGGGGAGGGCGACGGAUGCAACAAAGGGAAUGGAGACACAAGAGGCUGCAGAUGCCAGAAUCCAGAGGAAAACUCAAAGUGCUAGAGGAACUCAGCGGGUCAGGCGGCAUCUGUGGAGGGAAUGGACAGACAACAUUGCAGGUGGGGACAACAGUCUGAAGACGGGUUCUGACCCGAAGUGUUAUCUAUCCAUUCCCUCCACCGUUGUUGCCUGACCUGUUGAGUUCCUCCAACACUUUGUUAUUUGAAACAUAGGGAAUGUCUGUCAGAGGUGAAAUGAUGCAGCCAUUAAAUAGGCACUGAAGCUUUGCCUGGGUGAUGUGUUGCUAUUGUCGUAAAGUCUGGGUGAUGUUGUUCCAUUUGUCCUCCUGGAGCGUGCCUUGAUUGUACAAAAGGGGAAGGAAAUAAAUGGCAGGCAUAUAUAGUCAGUCACGAUACCAACAGAAAGAAGAUGCAAAUUACACAUUAAACAAACCAAGGAGUUCACUGGUACACAAAAAUGCUGGAGAAACUCAGCGGGUGCAGCAGCAUCUAUGGAGCGAAGGAAAUAGGCGACGUUUCGGGCCGAAAUCCUUCUUCAGUGAACCAAGGAGUUCACUGUCCAGGUAAAGACUACACUAUUGGCCAACGAGAGUUGUUUUUUUAAAUGUGCUAUAUAAAUAAAUGUGACUUGACGACUUGACUAUUUCACCCCAUCAUACGCACUCCCUUUGUUCCACCAAUCCCACCCCACCACUUCCCUGAUGCCAGGAUUACCUUUCCCUCUCUCUUUUUCAGUUCUGACAAGGCGUCUCCAACCUGCAAUGUUGACUGCUUCUCUUCUCAGAUGCUGCCCGACCUGCUGAGUUUGUCCUGCAUUUUCUCUUCUCAUUUUGAUUUCCAGUAUCUGCAGUUUAUUGAUGGGCCAAACCUUAACACUCUGCAGUAUGGACAUGUGUCUCUUUGUGGCUGAUUGGAUCAUAAAUGGCCUGUUGCAUGUGUUAGACUUUGAUUAAUCAGGUGUCUGAUUCUAUGUGGACCUGGUGUUCUCCAACUCUGACAGAAAGAUUGGGUGGAAAUUACAAAGAGCAGAUAACUCAAGAGUUGGAGAGGAAAAUCCAAUUAGUGUUUAGAUGUGCUCUAGGGAGCAUAGGUUCAUAAUUCUUUCAUGUAUUGGUGACAAGUUUAAGAAAGAUUUAUUCGUUCUUUUCUCAUUAAAUUGAAAUUCUUUCUCAAUGGAUUCCUGGCUUGUUAAAUCAUGACCAUUUUCCAACUGACUCAGAAUUAAACCACCAAUUUAUUUACAACAAGAACGGGAAGAAAUAUUAAAUUGCAUGUCAGGUAUUCCUUAACUCACGAAGGAGAUUGUAAUGGUGACCUCAGGGGGUGGAAGAUCUUGCUAGUAUUUGGAAAGGAUUUGGGUUGACAUGUUAGCUUAGGUGGACAAAAGUGCUGGAGAAACUCAGCGGGUGCAGCAGCAUCUAUGGAGCGAAGGAAAUAGGCAACGUUUGGACAUGUUAGCUUGCUGAUCUGACCCGCCAACUGGAAUCAAGAAUGCCCCUGAAGAAUUUAAUGUCUCAGACAGCCUUUAUCAGGCCGACGUAACAAGUUUGAAAAUGCAACUUGGAAGAGCUAAGCAGAUCUGGUAUCAUGUGAUGGGGCAGAGAGAGCAUUUCACAAUUUGUGUUGGUGCGUGGUCGUUUUUUUUCCUGCAACUUGACAUAUUAUAAGUAUGUUUAGUUCAUAGAAAUAUUGCAUAAUUCAGCAGCUUUUUGUUAAGUUGAUUCUUCCUGGUAUAGUGAAUCAGAUUACAUGUGCCAAACAAAUUGUAUCACUGUGGAAAGUGUGUGUGUGUUCAGGAAUUGCUGUUUAAAUAAAAUUGCAGUUCCCAAA